This is a messenger RNA of Jaculus jaculus (lesser Egyptian jerboa), 1864 nucleotides long. It is a transcript of the gene Trib3, whose product is annotated as tribbles pseudokinase 3. The record is from RefSeq and is a predicted model, not a curated record. Gene Ontology annotation, cellular component: nucleus. NCBI's taxonomy places the organism in Eukaryota, Metazoa, Chordata, Mammalia, Rodentia, Dipodidae. Bases 128 to 1180 code for a protein of 350 amino acids. Gene Ontology annotation, molecular function: protein kinase activity; mitogen-activated protein kinase kinase binding; ATP binding. Gene Ontology annotation, biological process: regulation of MAP kinase activity; positive regulation of proteasomal ubiquitin-dependent protein catabolic process; protein phosphorylation. The transcript has 4 exons.
CUCGAGACACUCGCGGAGGAGGCGGCGGAGGUUCCCCCACGAGUCUGCUGCCAGGGGCCGGGUGCGGGAGCUGGCCGGGGACCCCGAGAUCACCGCAGCGGAGACCCGCGUGGAUUCCCAGGACAAGAUGCGAACCUCCUCUCUGGCCACUCCUGCUGGUGUCCCCUGCAAGAAGAAAAGGUCGAACGGUGACUCACCUGCUGAGGGUCCCAUCCUGAAACCUGCUCGAAGUGAGCCCCGGCCCAGGCCUCCCCCUUGCCCGUCGCCUCUGAACUCUUCCCCUACUCCAGACACUGCAUCGUCUGCUGUGGGCCCUGCUUCCCGGCUGGGGCCUUAUGUCCUCCUGGAGCCAAAGGAGGGUACCCGGACCUACCGGGCCCUGCACUGCCCAUCAGGCGUGGAGUAUACCUGCAAGGUGUACCCGGCCUGCGAGGCUAGGGCAGUGCUGGAGCCCUAUGCACGACUGCCCACCCACGAGCACGUCGCCAGGCCCACCGAGAUCCUGCUGGGCACCCAGCUCCUCUACACCUUCUUUGCCCAGAGCCACGGGGACCUGCAUAGCCUGGUGCGUGACCGACGCUGUGUUCCCGAGCCCGAGGCCAUGGUGCUUUUCAGGCAGAUGGCUGCUGCCCUGGCGCACUGCCAUCAGCACGGCCUAGUCCUGCGUGAUCUCAAACUGUGUCGCUUUGUGUUCGCCAACUGUGAGAGAACGAAGCUGGUGCUGGAGAACCUGGACGAUGCCUGUGUGCUGACUGGACCCGAUGACUCCCUGUGGGACAAACAUGCAUGCCCCGCCUACGUGGGACCCGAGAUCCUCAGCUCCCGGCCUACCUAUUCUGGCAAGGCAGCUGAUGUCUGGAGCCUAGGUGUGGCACUCUUCACCAUGCUGGCUGGCCACUACCCCUUCCAGGACUCGGAACCUGUCCUGCUUUUUGGCAAAAUUCGUCGAGGAACCUAUGCCCUGCCCGAGGGCCUGUCCGCUCCUGCCCGCUGCAUGAUCCGCUGCCUUCUUCGGAGGGAGCCCUCGGAGCGGCUUUCAGCCCCCGGCAUCCUGCUGCACCCCUGGCUGCGGGCGGGCCCAGUCACUUCGCCAUCCCACCGUGUUGAGGCUGACCAGCUGGUCCCUGAUGGGCCAGGGCUGGAGGAAGAGGAGGAAGGGGAGAUGGGACUGUAUGACUAGGGCCACUCUACUGCCCCUCUGGGCUGAACCCAACUUUAAGUGCCUUGUAGGAGGGAGAAGGGUCAGCACCCUGAGAGUGCUGGAUGCACCCCUGUACUCUGUGUGUGGGUGCUUGCUGGGUACCAAGCCCUGUUCUAGGUGCUGGGAAUGCAACACAGAGCAAGGUAUACCAGAUAUCUUUCUGGCAGAGCUGACAGACUGCCACAUGCCCCCAGUGUCUGUCCUGGCAUAGUUCAUACCAAAGAUGGCCUCUACUUGGCUGGUGGCAGGCCCCUGUCUACAGCCUGGUUCUCUCCCCUAACAACUCGGCUGUCUUGAGUCUUGUCCUUGUAGAGAAAGGAGCUGCAGGCCUGCCUCCCCAUCAGUAAGGACCACAAGCCUGGUUGGGGCUGGUACUGUGCUGCUAAUCAGGCCUCCUGUGGCCCAGGGAUCAGGCCAGAAGAACAAGACCCCAGCAUGAGGUUGGAUCUCAUCUGGCUCAAGGAAUGAAGGUUCAGGCCUGUCCACCCCAGUCACUCCCAACUGGGACAUCAAGGCUGAGGGCAGGACUAUUAGGCAGAGACUCCCACAGCUUCACAGAAAGUCUCAGGCCCUGUUUGUUCUGGGGAAUCCCAACCCCCAGGACCACUGUCAGUGUGAUGACUUUUGUUCCGUGAAUAAAUAUUUUCACCACGUGCCUCACAA